UAAACCAUGAAUCUCUACCAACUCAACAUGCAACCUGUAAAUCAACUUAUAUUCAUCAAGAAUCACACACACCAUGCAAUACAAAUAGAUUCCAAAUUCAUUCUUUUCCCUGGAAUCUGAUUCUCCGAGCUAUUAAAGACCUACCAACCCAGACCCAGACCCAGUAAAGUAAACCUGAGCCCAAAUAGCUUGAAGGCCAAACAAAAAUAGACCCUCCAAAGAAACUCACGAAAACGAAGCCCAGUAAAACCAAAAGCAGUGUCGAAGACAAAAACGACCUGCCGUUUACAUUUUCCUUUCUGAUUAUAGACAGAACACAACACAUGAUCAUUAUGACAUUAUCCUCGUCCUGGUGAGUGGUGUCCCCGAUGAUACUGCAACUCUCCCUCCGACCGACGUUGCACCGGAGCCCGGCCACCUCGGACCGCGGCCUCGUGUUCCGCGAGAAGGUACUCUUCCUCGAAACCCUAAACAUAAACCCCUCGAAAGCCUUCCUCUUAAACCCCGCCAUCCGCUCCGCCCCUCUCUCCACCCUGAAAUCCGCCACGCGCUCCCUCUCCUCCCUGGGCCUCCCACGCGCCGCCGUGGCCCGCAUCCUGGACAUGCACCCCCUCCUCCUCACGUGCGACCCCUACACCCACCUCUACCCCCUCCUCGACUUCCUCCUCCACGAGGUCCCAAUCCCCUACGACCACGUCCACCUCUCCCUCACCCGCUGCCCCAGGUUACUCGUCUCCAGCGUCGACCACCAGCUCCGCCCCACGCUCCACUUUCUCAGAAAGCUUGGCUUCCAUGGGCCCCACCACCCCCUCACGUGCCACAACACCCUUCUCCUCGUCUCCAGCGUGCAGGACACCCUCUUGCCCAAGAUUCAGUUUUUGAAGGGUUUGGGCCUCUCCCAUGCCCAAGUGGCCAACAUGGUCGUUAGGUCCCCUGCGCUGUUGACUUACAGCGUUCACAACAAUUUGCGGCCAAAGGUGGAGUUUUUCUUCAAGGAGAUGAAUGGGGAUGUGGCCGACCUCACGAGGUUUCCGCAGUAUUUUUCUUUUAGCUUGGAACGGAGGAUCAGGCCCAGGUAUGAGAAGCUGCGUCAGCUUGGCUUGUCCUUUCGCUUGGAGGACAUGUUGAAGGUUAGUGAUGGCGAGUUUAAUGCUAGGUUGGUUGAAUUUAGGUUUAGGACGCUUGAGGAAGGACAACGGUUUUAGUAGGUAGUUGUUCUUGCCAUUUGGUAUGCUUUAAGAAAGGAGAAAGGAUAAAACUUGGUUUCAGUUCUUUAGGUGCCAUUAGUGUUGUUUUCCUAUCAGAAUUGGAGUUUAAUGAAAUUUGCGUUAAAUGUAAGUGCAUAGUAUCUGAAUAAAUCUUUGGUUCUGAUUGGAGAACAGUACUAAUUGUACCUAAAUACUAAUUGUAUCUAAGAAACUGUAGUUAAGUUUUAUCCUUUAAGAAAUGGUCUUCCACUGUGAUUUUGGCCGCAAAUUUGAGGCUUUUGGGGUAUCUGAGAUGGCAGUUGCAUUUGUGUGCACAUUUUGGUAAUGAUGAGGAUUGCUAUAUUGCUGCCACCAUGACCGCAAUUUAAAAUAUUAGUUGUUGGUUUUGCUAAAGCACAUAGGUUGAUACGUGUAUGUGGUAGAGAAUGGGCUGCUUGUCAUUCAAAUGAAACAGGGUUAAGGGCUGCUUGAGGGUUUUGGUUAUGGAAAAUAAGGAUUUGGAAGUAGAUGCACAUGACCUUUAGAGAGGGUAAAGUGCGAAAAUGGAAUUGUGGAAUUGAUUUUCAUGAUGCUUGUAUUAUGAACUGUGAUGGAGUUGCUAGAAUCUAAUCUGUCGACUAUUUAAGUAGUAUAAGUAAUUAAGUAGUUUUACCCUAUUGAGAUCUCUCAUUGAGAUGUGUUAUAACCAAAAUAACCUAUAUAAAUAGGGACAAUUCUCACUAUGCGAACCUGUUUUCUGGGUUAGGCCUAAAUCCAAAUUCUAACAUGACAUUUAUGCUUAUCCCAGUGGUUGAUAUUGGAUUUAUUAAGCACUCGUUAUCAGUUAUCAGAAUAUUCACAAAUGUCCUAUCCAACAACCUUAUGAUUGAGAUUUUCAGUUGUCAAUAUGGAGGUAAUGUAUUAGAGCUUCCACGUUAUCUAAUGUGUAUAAAAUAAUGUACAUAAAUGGAGAGCACUCCUCAAUCCUCAUCCCUUAAGUUAGUUUUUGGAAAUGAGUUAGGCCUAAAUCCAAUUUUCAAGAUAUCCCAUAAAUAAUUUGUUAAUAUAUGCAUUUUGAUACUUUUAGAGUUUGUCAAACCAAUGUUGUAAGCUUUUGGCAAUAAUAAGGUAUGCUCAAUUUGGUUUAGUCUUGUUCAAAUUCAAUAUUUCAUUCUAAAACCAUCUGUGUAGUCUUUGCUCUAUCGUCCUCCGGGAUUCUGCUAUAUUUCAUAUUUGUGAAUCUUCCUGCCAUUUU
Cajanus cajan (pigeon pea) is the source of this 2442-nucleotide messenger RNA. The record is from RefSeq and is a predicted model, not a curated record. Lineage: Eukaryota; Viridiplantae; Streptophyta; Magnoliopsida; Fabales; Fabaceae.